Molecule: messenger RNA, 1230 nt
Organism: Pyricularia grisea
Lineage: Eukaryota; Fungi; Ascomycota; Sordariomycetes; Magnaporthales; Pyriculariaceae
Exons: 1
Coding region: 1-1230 (409 amino acids)
Molecular function (GO): NAD+ binding
Source: RefSeq, a predicted model, not a curated record
AUGUCAGGCCCGGCUUUGCGAAAGCCUUUGAUGCGCAUCCCUUACACAGACGUCUUUGCCUCACCGCGAAUAUUUCCCGUGACUGCCAAGACGACCAACGGAGCUGUAGAAGCCCUUUUGGAAUUCAUUGCGGCACCAUCCGCAGAUGGCCCGUCGACGACCACAUGUCUCACGGGUGCUGGUCUGUCCGUAGCUUCGGGUCUUGCAGAUUAUCGCGGCGACAAGGGAACAUAUCGCGUCAACAAGUCCUACAGGCCGAUUUACCAUCACGAAUUCCUGGCCAGCCAUGCCGCUCGCCGGAGAUAUUGGGCGCGAUCAUUUCUGGGCUGGACCUCGCUGCAAAAGGCGAGACCAAACGCUGCGCACAGAGCGAUAGCAGACCUUGCGAAGAUGGGCGUGGUUUCAUCUGUUGUUACGCAGAACGUCGACGGACUCCACCACGCCGCGUCUGAAGGCUUGGCAAGUGCAUCUGGCAGGUCCAACAUCGUGGAGCUCCAUGGCUACCUCCGGGCGUUGGUGUGCACAACCUGCAAGAGCGAGUAUCCUCGGGAUUUGUUCCAAGAGAACCUAGCCCGGCUCAAUCCUGCCUGGGCGGCAUUUCUAGAGGAGGCCGUAGCCUCGGGGGCCCUGGGGACUGAAGAUCCGGCAGAGCGGAGAGCCAAGGGUAUAAGAUCAAACCCGGAUGGAGACGUCGACCUGCCAGAUGCUCCUUAUACCACUUUCCGAUAUCCUGCAUGCCCCAGUUGUCUUGCACAUCCGCCACAAUUAAGUAAUGGCGAGGUAGCAAAGGUCGAGGUGGAUAAGGAUGGGGCUUGGGAGUCGCCCAGCAAUGUCGGCAUACUGAAACCAGCCGUGGUGAUGUUUGGUGAGAGUAUCGCUGGGAGCGUCAAGGCUGCUGCUGAAGAGGCCGUCACAGGGGCAGGCAAGCUGAUGGUACUAGGGACGUCUCUUGCAACAUACUCGGCCUGGCGACUUGCGAAGUUGGCAAAGGACAAGGGUAAACCCAUAGCCAUCGUGAACAUGGGGGGAGUGAGGGGAGAGGAUGCUUUUUUUGUAGAAAUAAACCACCAGCAGACAGGAGCAGAAGGGGUUAGAGUUGAGAUGCCCACAGAGGUCAUCUUGCCUGCACUGGUGGAAGCGCUUGGGCGGACAUCGACUGGGGCGACUUCCAAUGUUCAGCCGGGGUACGAUCACCAGGCGUCUGCGGUGUUCAAAGAUAUGUUGUCAUAG